AUGGUGGUCUUCGUGGUUGGGGUGGGGGUUGCGGGUGGUGGUGAUGUGUGGUGGAAGCGAGUGGUGGGUAGGUGUUGGUGGUGGUGGUGGAGGUGGGUGGUGGUUGGUGGGGUGGUAGUGAUCAUAAUAGUGGGUGGUGGUUGUGGAGGUAGAUGGGGUUGGUGGUGGCAGGUGGUGGAGAUGGGUGAUGGUGUUGGUGGCGGGUGGUCGUGGUCGUGGAUGGUGGGCGUGGUUCGCAGUGGUGGUGAUGGUGUUGGGUGGUUGUUUUCGUGGGUGGUGGGUGGGGUGGUUGUGAUUGGUGGUGGAGGUGGUGGAGGUGACGAGUGA
This is a messenger RNA of Lactuca sativa (garden lettuce), 327 nucleotides long. The record is from RefSeq and is a predicted model, not a curated record. Lineage: Eukaryota; Viridiplantae; Streptophyta; Magnoliopsida; Asterales; Asteraceae.